Erigeron canadensis is the source of this 1263-nucleotide messenger RNA. RefSeq names its product (S)-8-oxocitronellyl enol synthase CYC2-like. The record is from RefSeq and is a predicted model, not a curated record. The transcript is spliced from 2 exons. Bases 29 to 1165 code for a protein of 378 amino acids. NCBI's taxonomy places the organism in Eukaryota, Viridiplantae, Streptophyta, Magnoliopsida, Asterales, Asteraceae.
CAUCUCUCAUUAAAACACACACACAAAAAUGGAACAAGAAAUAAUUAACCAAAAAACAUCGGUGGCCCUUAUUGUAGGGGUCACAGGAAUGGUGGGUGUGGCCUUAGCCGAAGCCUUAAAGAAGGCAACCGCACUCGGGGGUCCUUGGACCGUCUACGGUGUCUCACGACGAACGUUACCCCCUUGGUUCCCAUCCUCCUUGCUAGACAAAUACAUCAUGUUAGACACUUUAAACAAAGAAAACACUAACAAAAUUUUAUCACCACUCUCCACCCAAAUCACACAUGUUUUUUGGUUGGCCUUAAGUUUUCACGAAAGUGAAGAAAUAAACGUUUCUUUUAACUCGACUAUGCUUUCGAAUGUCCUUAAUGCAUUAACUUCAACUCCGAACUCAAAACUUUGUCAUGUGACAUUGCAAACCGGUACAAAACAAUAUAUGGGGCCGAUUAAUGACUCGGCUCUUUCAUCUCAACUCGUCCCACAUGAUGCACCUUUUAAAGAGGAAUAUCCUAGACUACCAUUUCCGAAUUUUUACUAUGCUUUGGAAGAUAUUGUAACUUCCUAUCAACAAUCUUUCACGUGUUCUAUACACCGCGCUUCUAUAAUCAUUGGCGCAUCAUCGAGAAGCUACUUUAACACUCUUCUUUCGCUAUCAAUCUAUGCUUUGGUUUGCAAACGUGAAAAGUAUCCUUUCAGGUAUGUUGGUAACAAGUAUAGUUGGGAGCACUUUUGGGAUUUGUCGGAUGCUACAUUGCUGGCUGAACAACAAAUAUGGGCAUCGGUGACGAACAAGGCCAAGAAUCAAGCUUUCAAUUGCACAAACGGCGAUGUAUUUACGUGGAAAACUCUAUGGAAGGUGCUUUGUAAUGUGUUUGAUGUUGAGUUUGUGCCAUUCGACGAGAAAGAGAAGUUUGAUCUUGUGGAUUUCAUGAAGAAUAAAGGGGAUGUUUGGGAUGCAAUUGUAGAAGAAAAUGGACUUUACAAGACAAAAAUGGAGGAGGUUACUUGUUUCGGCGCACUUGCUUUUACUUUAAAACUCAAAAUACAACAUGUUUGUAGCAUGAAUAAGAGUCGAGAAUUUGGAUUUUAUGGGUAUGCAAAUACACUUGCGAGUAUAGAGCCAUGGGUUGAGAGAUUGAGACAGAUGAAAAUAAUCCCAAAAUGAUUGUAUAACUCAUAUGUUUAAGCGUGAGUCCUGAUGUAUGUCACUACUACUAGAGAUUUUAAAAUCUUUUACUCGAUCGUAAUUUCCAUCAUUCUAAA